Messenger RNA from Fopius arisanus, 5241 nucleotides. RefSeq names its product U4/U6.U5 tri-snRNP-associated protein 1. The coding region runs from base 91 to 2289 and encodes 732 amino acids. NCBI's taxonomy places the organism in Eukaryota, Metazoa, Arthropoda, Insecta, Hymenoptera, Braconidae. Gene Ontology annotation, biological process: maturation of 5S rRNA; mRNA cis splicing, via spliceosome. The transcript is spliced from 2 exons. The record is from RefSeq and is a predicted model, not a curated record. Gene Ontology annotation, cellular component: U4/U6 x U5 tri-snRNP complex.
GGCUGUUUGUUAGCUUUGGUUAACGUACACCCAACGUUCUUCAACAACUCCCGCUACAAUUAAACUCUCUUCAGUGAAAUAAUAAAAAUAAUGGGUUCGUCUAAGCGUCACAAAUCAGAAAAAUCCCGAGAAGGGAAAAAACGUCGUCACCGUAGUCGCUCCAGGUCCCGAUCGCGCUCGAAAUCCUAUUCUCCAGAAAGACACAGUAGCAGACACCACAAGAAACACAAGAGAAAAGAGCGCAAAGAAUAUGACAGUGAUGUGGAGAUCGUCAGCGCCCCACCUCCUCCAAAAAUAUCCAGGCCCUCAGAAGAUGCUCCACCACCUCCAAAGAUCUCGACACGACCCCGAAGUCCUUCCCCAAAAGGAGGUGCAGCUGUUCUCAGUUGUUCCAUCGAGGAAACUAAUAAACUGCGAGCACAACUGGGUCUCAAACCCUUGGAAGUCGACACAGCCCCAUCCAAAGAGGAUCCCAACAAACUCAAGGAUGAUCUUGGUGAAUUCUAUCAUAAACCAGCAGAGAACACUGCUAGCACAGCUCUCACCCAGAAAUACAGAGAGAGAAUAGAUACUCAUAAGCAGAAACGCAAGAUCGAGGCGAAUCUUUCCAGAGUUCAGCUCCUGGGGGAUGACGACUCCAACGAUGAUGCCAAUCUGUGGGUGGAGAAGACCAGGAAACUCGCCGAAGAGAAAAAAAAAGCUGAAGACAGAGCUAAACUCCUCGAGGAGAUGGAGGCAGUCUUCGGCGUUGAAUCAUUAGUCAAAGAGGAAGUUCAGAGCGAGAGGAAGCAGGCGUAUACAGAGAGAGACCUCAGGGGUCUCAGGGUCGAGCAUGAUAUUGAAAAUUUUGCUGAGAGGAACGUCAUCCUCACAUUGAAAGAUAAAGGAGUGCUGGAUAAUGAAGACGAUGUCCUGGAGAACGUCAACAUGAGGGAUGAUGAACGAUAUAAGAAGAGUGUGAUGAAUAAAAAAAAGAAACCUGGCUACGAUGCCUAUGACGACGACAAUUUCGAUGAGUUUGGUCUCCCGAAGAAUAAAGUCCUUGAGAAAUAUGACGAGGAGAUCGACGGAGAACGAAAGCAGUUUUUCGCCCUGGGGGUGGACAGUGCUAAGGAGGCAGAUCGACGGAGAUCAGAGAUUAUUAAGCAGAAGCUCUCGAAUAAACGACUUGAGACUAUUAAACCCACUGAACUCAAAUUAGCCAGUGAGUAUUAUAAUGAAGAAGAAUUGUCAAAAUUCAAGAAGAUAAAAAAGAAGAAAAAGGUGAAGAGAUCGCUUAGGAACAAAGUUCUCACGGCCGACGACUUGAUACCGGAUACUGAUUAUCUCAGGGAUCUCGGCAGCAGGAGGAGAAAACGUCCGGGUGACUCGUCAGCUCGUGAUUCAUUCAAGGAAGAGAUUAAGACAGAGGACGAAUACAGGGAGGAGCUCCAGUUUAGUCGCAAGCAGCAGAAGCUCCUAAAACCUUCGAAGCAGAAUUGGGAGACAAUUGCUGAUUUGAUCAAGACCGAAGUCGAGGAGGUUGAGGACAAUGGGGGAAAUAUUGAGUUCGUGGCAACUGCUGAAUUCUGUAGGACUCUCGGGGAUAUUCCGACUUAUGGGCUGGCUGGCAACAGGGAAGAUAAUGACCAGGAUAUCAUGGACUUUGAGGAGCCUGAGGUGAGAGAUGAGGUGGCUCAGGAGGAGGAUGAUGGGCGUGGGGCUUGGAAUACUGUUGAGGUUGAGGAGAAAUUGGCUGAGCCGGUUGCUAUCGAGGCUGCUAUUCUCGAUAUUGAGCCUUCCUUGGGACAGGGCGUCGGAGGAGCGCUCAAGUUGGCGAUGAGCAAGGGUUAUUUGCAGAAGGAGGACACCAACAGACCCUCUAUCAGUCGAUUCGCUCAUCUUCAGGCGCAGAAUUACUCCAUCGAGGAUAAGACUUAUGGGGAUGAUGAUAAAUUUGGGAGGAGGGAUAGGUUCAAUGGACCCACGUCUGAAUUCAAGGAACGGGAUGGCUUCAAACCCAAUCCCAAGUUGGAGUACAUUGAUGAUGAUGGGCAUGUACUGACACCCAAGGAAGCUUUUAGAUAUUUAUCUCACAAGUUUCAUGGGAAGGGUCCUGGUAAGAAUAAGGUGGAGAAGAGGAUGAAGAAGGCUGAGCAGGAGGUGCUCAUGAAGAGGAUGUCCUCCACUGAUACCCCUUUGGGAACUCUGAAUCUUCUUCAGGCUAAGCAGAAGGAGACUCAAUCACCUUUCAUCGUGUUGAGUGGUAGCAAACAGAUGAAUACGACCAUCUCAAAAUCUAAACACUGAUUUUAAUUGGAGAGAAAAAAGGGAAACAAAAUGAGUUUGGAUUUCAUUGGGAUGGGCCUGUUCGUGGAAUGUUUAUGAAUAAAUUUUUUUGGUUGGAAGUUAAAUGAUGUGAUGACCCGAAUUUUUUUUUGCUAAUUUAAAUCAGAAAUGGAUAUCGGCAAUCCUUUUUUCGAGAGAAGUAAAUGAAUUUAGGACACUGUAUUUGUAUAUAGAUUUCGAAGAAUUACUUUUAUUCUGAUUGAAGAAUUUCGGCGGAUUUCUUAGGAAAUAAUGAGAAAUUAUUGUGAAAAUAAAUUGCAGAAAUAGUGGAAAGAAUCGGAACAUGAAUUUCUAUUCUAUCUAUCUGAGAAAUUCAAAAUAAAUACGAGGCUUGAUUGAAAUCGUCAGUUCUUUUUUUAAUGUAAGGUAUAUUUACCUUAAAUUCCAGUUGACUUUUAUAUGGGCCCGUUGAUCUUCAAGAUAUCACCAAUGGACCGAGUCAUUGAAAUGGAAUCACGCAUAGGGUAUUGUUUUCUCGAAAAUAAAAAAACAUUUCACAUCGCAAAAAAUUGAAUUUACUUCGAAUAAAUCCAUGCACGUUCAUAAUUCUAUUGCUUUUCCAUUCAUCAAAAGACUGCGAAGAUACAACAAUCGCAAGAUUUUUUUUUAUUCAAUUACGUGUCUAAUCACUAUUACAAUGCGUUAAUAUGGUGCGCUUGGACGACGAUAUUCCUAUGACGAAAAUAUCCAAUCCAUUUUUUUUUGUUUUUGUUUUUUUUUCUUCAUAUGAAAAUGUUUCCAUGGUGGGUAUGACAUUGAAAAAGGGGGAUGAUUGUUUAUAAAACCCUACAGUCUACAAAAAUUGCCCGAAAAUCUUAAACCUCAGAUAUUUAUCCUCAUUCAGAAACACUCCUGAGUACUAUCAAAUAUCCUCAUUCACUUAUUCAUCUGUUUAUGAAAAAAUGGAUUCUUCAUUGUUCAUAAGUUGUGACAAAAAUCUGUUUCCCUCAGUUUCCGUUUGUAUAACAAAAUGUUUAUCCAUUUUUACUCAAAAUGCAUCUCAAUUAAGCUCGUCAACACUCAAAAAUCUUCAUUCUUUUCUUACCUACAUCAAUCCUUUUUUGUUCGUUUUUACUUGGAAGCGACUACAUUUAUAGUCCUAAUCAGCGAGAAUUCAUUUCAAGCAUCACAAUAUUUCUGAACAUCUUCUAACUUAAAAAAAAUGCGUUGUUUACAGUCGGAAUAUAAAGCGGUAAGGAACAGUAACUGAGUGAAAAAUAUCAUAAGUUCUCGUACAUCAUUACAUAUUUUUUUUUUCUACACGACAUUUAAACAAAGGUGACAUUUUCUAUUAAAAAAUUUUAGAAGAAUUCUUUUUCAUUAUUUGAAAAUGAACAAAAUCGAUUUAGCGUCUAUCUCAUGUUCAUCAAAUAAGUUAAUAAUAUUUAUCACCAUUAAAUAAUUUUGAAACGAUUCAAACGGAGUAUCGUGAGAUUGUGCAGAGAAAAAUUUGUAAAAUAAGAUGAAAAUUUUAUGUAUUCCGAAUAUUGCGUUCUUUACCACUCCACAAUUUUUUCCUUGGAAGUACGAAAACAUCGUUAUGUGAUUAAAAAACACAUUAAAAGUAAUUAAGAAUAAGUUAUUAAAAUUACAGAGAACAAAUAAGGUAAAAAAAUUAUCAUGAAAAAUUACUGAUAGCUUACACUGAUAAUGCCUCUUUCGUCUCCUCGUGACCCAUACAAUUCAUUAUUCCAUUUUCAUUAAUGUUAAUGAUAUUAAAAAAAUCGUAGUUUUUUAAAACCAAUGAUAUGAAUCAAUUCGAGUAUUAAGUUAUUUCAGCAUUUCGAGAAUGUCAAGACUAAGAAUUGAAUGAAAUUCAUUACGGAUGGUAUCGGUGAUUCAAACUGACCGAGCAUGUUUUCAUUAACUUUGAAAUAACAUUAAAACUACAAUCGAGACCAUUGUUUGCUUAAUUGUAUUUUCAUAUCGUAGCAAACGUUAAUUUUUCGUUUCCCUCAUCACUCAAUUCGUCGUUAGGUAUUUUCGUAUUGAUUAUCACAGCUCAUUACUGCUAAUUGUAUUUAGUAUUUUUUCUAUUUGCUGUUCGAGCUGUGACUACAGAACCCCUGAGUGAUUACCACGAUCAAAGUUCGAUCUCGAAUUUUCUUCCCUCGUAUGCACGUAAUGAAAUAAAUCUUUGGCAGUUUAUUUUCUUCUUUGUUCGUGAAAAUCUGCAUUUUUUGUUUCAAUAUCAUCAAAAAUCGAGCACAAUUUUAUCAUUCAGUUGAUUAAUUUUUGCCUAAUUUGUGGUUCUUCCAUAUUCACCUGAUUUAAACGUUGAUUUCAAGUUUCCUCUAAAGUGAUAGAACAGAAAGUGAAUUAUCUCGGAAACAAGUACUUUCACGGAAAAAUGAUAAAAGCCAUUUUCGUAGAGAAUUUUCUCUACUAAAGGAAGACGCUUCAACUUUUCCAAGAAAAUACCUCACCUUCCGGACAAUUCGUAGCAAAGGUUUUACUACUUCAAUAAAAAAUUUCUUGUUCGUUCAAUUCAUGACUCUUCGUCAUUCCCCAAACAAUUUUAUCACAUCAACGAUUCCUUAAAUCAAUCUAAAUGAGGAUAUGCGGGUGAGAUAAUUGAAUUGAGAUAUGUAUCUACAAAGCGGUUAAAACUACUUACAGACGUCGAUGGUUAACUCUAAUUUACUUCCACAAAUUGAAUCGUCGUUUUGGUAAUGGGACAUUUAGGUUUUCUUACAUUUGCUUGAGCAGGCAGUAUGUUCGUAUCAAAACGUUCACAGCAGAUUAAAAUUUUUUUACUUUGAUUAAAUAAAAGUAAUGCAGAGAUCCAUCGAUGAUGUUCUGUAUUAAAAUGGCAAAAAGUAAUGAAGCGAUCGCAAUUUUAUUGCGCAUUCCAGAAAAUUAUUCAGCAAUCGAUACGUUUAGAUAAGUCUUUCCGGCGGUUUGUAACAGAAU